Messenger RNA from Bombus pyrosoma, 1506 nucleotides. RefSeq lists its product as uncharacterized. NCBI's taxonomy places the organism in Eukaryota, Metazoa, Arthropoda, Insecta, Hymenoptera, Apidae. The record is from RefSeq and is a predicted model, not a curated record. The transcript has 2 exons. Bases 1 to 1506 code for a protein of 501 amino acids.
AUGUCGAAGAUAACCACGGACCACUCCACGGAAGACGGAUAUUUUCUGCCACAUCACGGCGUGAUCAAAGAGUCCAGCCAAACGACGAAAGUCCGAGUCGUAUUUGACGGAUCAGCACCAACCACCACCGGAGUUUCCCUGAACGACGUACUUCACACAGGACCGAAACUGCAAGAGGACUUACUUUUCAUUCUCCUAAGAUUUCGCUCGCAUCAAUACGUUCUUACAGGAGAUAUUGAAAAAAUGUACAGGCAAUUUCUCGUGCGUCCAGAGGAUCGUAAAUUUCAGCAAAUUUUGUGGCGUAACAAUAAUGGAGAAGUCGACACUUAUCAACGUAACACAGUGACGUUCGGGCUAUCAGCAGCGCCGUAUCUGGCCAUACGGUGCCUCAAACAAUUGGCGGACGACGAGGGACAUCGGUAUCCACGAGCAGCGAUAGUCUUGCAGCGAGAUUUCUACGUCGACGAUGUUUUCACAGGAGUUAAUACAAGGGCCGAGGCACAAUCAUUGAGAACGGAACUCACAGAACUGCUCAAACUAGCCGGUCUAAAUAUUCGAAAAUGGGCGUCAAAAGACCGAAAGCUGCUACGAGGACUUUCCCAACAUGACAUAAACGAUGAAUUACAACUGGGCGAAUCUCAAACAUUAAAAACCCUGGACGUUUUUUGGAAUUCAUCUGACGAUUCAAUCUUGUACUACGUCAAAAUCCGGCCUACCAGUUGCCGAAUCACGAAGAGGAUAAUCAGCUCCGAAAUCGCCAAAAUCUAUGAUCCACUUGGAUUACUUGCGCCAGUGAUCAUUCGAGCAAAAAUGUUACUCCAACGACUUUGGACACUAAAAAUCGACUGGGGCGAAUCUUUACCGGCUGACUUGCAUACAGAGUGGAAUGAGUAUUACACGCAGCUGCCAUUGCUGAACAAUGUAAGAUUUCCACGAAAAACGAUAAUCAAGUCUGCAGCCGAAAUUGAGAUACACGGAUUCUGUGAUGCCAGCGAAAAGGCGUAUGGGGCAUGCAUUUACCUUCGCACCAUCACUCCGGAUGGUCAAGUCUGGAUACGACUCCUGACGGCAAAAUCAAAGGUGGCUCCACUAAAAUCGCAAACCAUUCCAAGGCUGGAACUCAGUGGAGCACUUCUUCUCGCAUCAUUGACCAACACAGUCCUUCAAGCAUUACCAAACAAUAUUUCUCGGACUGUUUACUGGACGGACUCUACCAUUGUCUUUCAUUGGAUCAACACAUCACCCCAUACGCUGAAAACCUUCGUCGCAAAUCUUGUGGCAGAAAUUCAAAGAAAGACUCAUACCUCAGAUUGGCGUCACAUUCCUACCACGGACAACCCAGCGGAUCUCAUAUCCCGAGGACAAUCGCCCGAAGACUUUGUACGAUCAACAAUUUGGCAACAUGGACCGGAGUGGCUACAACAAUCUGAAGAAUACUGGCCGACGUGGAACCCAGUACCAGCAGCACAUGGAGAGCAUAAAGCGCAUCAAAUUAGCGACAUAUAA